GUCCUCCAUGGCUAAAUAUCCCCUCCCCCAUCCGUUCCUGCAGGGAGAGAGGAGGCUGCUUUCUUCUUUCUCCUUUGCAAAAGCCCCUCCUGGACUCGGGGUCCAGUGUGCUUUGAAGACGUAGCUGUUCCUUUCACAGAGGAGGACUGGGCUUUGCUGGAUCCUGACCAGAGAGCUCUGCAGAAGGAAGUCAAGGAGGAGAAUCGUGGGAUCGUGGCCUCUCUGGACCCUGCAGCUUCUUUUGGCUCCUCGACUCUUCAGGAAGGAUGAGUGAGACGGAUCCUGUCAAGCUAGAGGAGAUGGAAGAGGGAAGAUGGACGGAUGACCUAGUCAGGUUGUCUCCUGCAUCCCUCCCCACAACCUCUGAGCAUUCCCUCCCGGGGACCUCCGAGAGAUCUGGACCCUGCAGCUUCUUUUGGCUCCUCGACUCUUCAGGAAGGAUGAGUGAGACGGAUCCUGUCAAGCUAGAGGAGAUGGAAGAGGGAAGAUGGACGGAUGACCUAGUCAGGUUGUCUCCUGCAUCCCUCCCCACAACCUCUGAGCACUCCCUCCCAGGGACCUCCGAGAGAUCUGACAAGGCGUGGACGUUGCUGGAUCCUGACCAGAGAGCUCAGCAUAAAGAGGUCAAGGAGGAGAAUCGUGGGAUCGUGGACUCUCUCAAUGGUGAUAAAUUAGAAGGGAAGAACAAGGGGGAGCACAACAGAAUCCACAUAGUGGAGAAGUCAUAUAAAUAUUCAGAGUGUGGAGAGAAGAUCCGUCAGAGCUCCCAUGACACCUCCCGUCAAAGAAAGAGCUUCAUUCGAAGGAAUAGCCUCACUUCACACGAAAGAACACAGAGUAGGGAGAAAUCGUAUCAGUGCUUGGAGUGUGGAAAGAACUUCAAUCGGAAGGAUAGUCUCACUUCCCAUCAAAGAAUUCAUACAGGGGAGAAACCCUAUCAGUGCUUGGAAUGUGGGAAGAGCUUUCGUCUGAGUGGUGAACUCACUUCCCAUCACAGAAUUCAUACAGGGGAGAAACCCUAUAAGUGCUUGGAAUGUGGAAAGAGCUUUCGUCUGAGUGGUCAACUCACUUCCCAUCAAAGAAUUCAUACAGGGGAAAAACCCUAUAAGUGCUUGGAAUGUGGAAAGAGCUUUCGUCUGAGUGGUCAACUCACUUCCCAUCAAAGAAUUCAUACAGGGGAAAAACCCUAUCAGUGCUUGGAGUGUGAAAAGAGCUUCAAUCGGAAGAGUAGUCUCACUUCCCAUCAAAGAAUUCAUACAGGGGAGAAACUCUUUCAGUGCUUGGAAUGUGGGAAGAGCUUCAGUCAGAGGGUCCAUCUCACUUCUCAUCAAAUAAUUCAUACAGGGGAGAAACCCUAUCAGUGCUUGGAAUGUGGAAAGAACUUUCGUCUGAGUGGUGAACUCACUUCCCAUCAAAGAAUUCAUACAGGGGAGAAACCCUAUCAGUGUUUGCAAUGUGGGAAGAGCUUCAGUCAGAGGGGCCAUCUCACUUGCCAUCAAAGAAUUCAUACAGGGGAGAAACUCUUUCAGUGCUUGGAAUGUGGAAAGAGCUUCAAGCAGAAGGAUAGUCUCACUUUGCAUCACAGAAUUCAUACAGGGGAGAAACCCUAUCAGUGCUUGGAAUGUGGAAAGAGCUUCAGUUACAGCGCCCGUCUCACUUCCCAUCAAAGAAUUCAUACAGGGGAGAAACCCUAUCAGUGCUUGGAAUGUGGAAAGAGCUUCAGUUACAGCACCAAUCUCACUUCCCAUCAAAGAAUUCAUACAGGGGAGAAACUCUUUCAGUGCUUGGAAUGUGGGAAGAGCUUCAGUCGGAGGGCCCAUCUCACUUGCCAUCAAAGAAUUCAUACAGGGGAGAAACCCUAUCACUGCUUUGAGUGUGGAAAGAGCUUUCGUCUGAGUGGUGAACUCACUUCCCAUCAAAGAAGUCAUACAGGGGAGAAACCCUAUCACUGCUUUGAGUGUGGAAAGAGCUUUCGUCUGAGUGGUGAACUCACUUCCCAUCACAGAAUUCAUACAGGGGAGAAACCCUAUAAGUGCUUGGAAUGUGGGAAGAGCUUUCGUCUGAGUGGUGAACUCACUUCCCAUCACAGAAUUCACACAGGGGAGAAACCCUAUCAGUGCUUGGAGUGUGAAAAGAGCUUCAAUCGGAAGGAUAGUCUCACUUCCCAUCAAAGAAUUCAUACAGGGGAGAAACUCUUUCAGUGCUUGGAAUGUGGGAAGAGCUUCAGUCAGAGGGCCCAUCUCACUUGCCAUCAAAGAAUUCAUACAGGGGAGAAACCGUAUCAGUGCUUCGAAUGUGGGGAAAGCUUUCGUGUGAGUGGUGAACUCACUUCCCAUCACAGAAUUCAUACAGGGGAAAAACCCUAUCAGUGCUUGGAAUGUGGGAAGAGCUUCAGUCAGAGGGCCCAUCUCACUUGCCAUCAAAGAAUUCAUACAGGGGAGAAACCCUAUCAGUGCUUGGAAUGUGGGAAGAGCUUUCGUCAGAGUGGUGAACUCACUUCCCAUCAAAGAAUUCAUACAGGGGAGAAACCCUAUCAGUGCUUGGAAUGUGGAAAGAGCUUUCGUCAGAGUGGUAAACUCACUUCCCAUCAAAGAAUUCAUACAGGGGAAAAACCCUAUAAGUGCUUCGAAUGUGGGAAGAGCUUUCGUCUGAGUGGUGAACUCACUUCCCAUCAAAGAAUUCAUACAGGGGAGAAACCCUAUUAGUGCUUGCAAUGUGGGAAGAGCUUCAGUCAUAGCACCAAUCACACUUCCCAUCAAAGAAUCCAUACAAGAGAGAAAACGGUUUAGUGUUUGAAAUGUGGGGAAAGAUUCAUUCAUGGCCCACCAAAUAAUUCAUACGGGGUUGAAAGCAUAUCAGCACAUGGAAUGUGUAUAAAAUUUCACUUGUUAAAAAGUCAAUUUAAGAUCUCACACCAGGGUGAAGUAUAGAAUCAUAGAUUCAGAAUCUAGUCCAACCCCUUCCAGAAAUCUCAUUUCAAGCAUCCAUGACAGGUGGCCAUCCAACUUCUUCUUAAAACCCCCCAGUGAAGAUCCAACCCCUUCAGAGAGAGUUCC
Messenger RNA from Podarcis raffonei (Aeolian wall lizard), 3056 nucleotides. RefSeq names its product zinc finger protein 420-like. The record is from RefSeq and is a predicted model, not a curated record. The coding region runs from base 267 to 2705 and encodes 812 amino acids. Gene Ontology annotation, molecular function: RNA polymerase II cis-regulatory region sequence-specific DNA binding; DNA-binding transcription factor activity, RNA polymerase II-specific. The transcript is spliced from 6 exons. Gene Ontology annotation, biological process: regulation of transcription by RNA polymerase II. NCBI's taxonomy places the organism in Eukaryota, Metazoa, Chordata, Lepidosauria, Squamata, Lacertidae.